AUGGUUACACAGAGCACGCUUCCCCUCUCUCGCGCGCGACCAACGGCUGAGGUUGACUGCCAGAAGGCUCCCAUCCUCCCCAAUGCACAGUACCAAAAGACUCUAUCUCACCAAGUAUCGGCCACAAAGCUCAUCUCUUCCACCGUCGCGGCGGGCGAGUUGUCAGUAUCACAGCUGCAGGGCGGGAAGGUGAAGGACAGUCAACGGACCAGCUCCCGGAAGUGGGGCUCUUCUUCUGCCAAACAAUCGUCUGGCCAUGUCAGAAAAGCAAAGCGUCUUCCGCUGCGCUUGGCUCCUUUUGCGGCCCCUCGACUCCAGACCAUCCCCGUCCCUCCCACCUGGACCAUGCCACACUGCUUCUUUUCCAAUGUCUCUGCAGCAGCACCCGGCCUAGACGUGUCGCAGACGUGCCGCACCUUGUACCAGCUGGCGGCGCUGCACGCCCAAAACGCACUGCACCGAUUGACAGAUGCUGCAAGAACCGAGAAGGAUAGACAGACGGAGACACAGACAGACAGACAGCCUUCAGGCACCGCGUAG
Molecule: messenger RNA, 540 nt
Organism: Colletotrichum tamarilloi
Lineage: Eukaryota; Fungi; Ascomycota; Sordariomycetes; Glomerellales; Glomerellaceae
Exons: 2
Coding region: 1-540 (179 amino acids)
Source: RefSeq, a predicted model, not a curated record